This is a messenger RNA of Coniophora puteana RWD-64-598 SS2, 1406 nucleotides long. RefSeq lists its product as uncharacterized. The record is from RefSeq and is a predicted model, not a curated record. Lineage: Eukaryota; Fungi; Basidiomycota; Agaricomycetes; Boletales; Coniophoraceae. The transcript has a single exon. Bases 1 to 1137 code for a protein of 378 amino acids.
AUGACGAAUGACACGAGUCCUGAACACACAGAGAAGAACCCCAAAGCCAACAUAGAGAGCAUCCCCGCUGAAGAUCUGUGUCAUACUACAUUGCCCAGCGCGUCUAUCACGUCAAUGCCAACAGAACUCUUAUACGUGAUCCUCCACCUAGUCGAAUGUCCGAGCGGCACUGAACUCGUGAUGUCACCAUUUGGCUCCUUCGAACUUGAAUCCAUUAGGACUUAUGCGGAGACUCUCACUCUGACCGGAAAGCUGGCUUUACCUCAUGUCUGCCGUCGCUGGAUGGAGGUGUUAGCGCCGGAUCCAGAGUUCUGGAAAGUCCUGGCCGUUAGACUUGAUGAUUCCUCUCCAUUCACUCCCGCAUUCAUUCACCUCUUCUUCGAUGCUUCCCGAGGCAACCUUUUUGCUGUAGAGAUUUCCGUAGGAAACCCGGAUAUUGCUGGGAUGACCGCCGCCGAAGAGAAUUCGCGCAUCGAGACAAUUCUGGAAGUACUCCGUCCAUACUUUCCCCGUAUCAUGUCUUUGAAGAUCCGCACCGUCUUUCGUUCAUCUGCCAUCAUUGCUAUCAACGGCCUGGACACGCGCGCACUGUCGCUCCUCAUCACCCUCCACCUUGAUUCUCAUAUUGCAGAUGACCCCGCACCACUGUUUAUUGGCAAUAUCGAGUUUUCUAAGCUUUCCCACCUUCAGAUCGACGCGAAGAGCUUUGUGCAUCUGAUCAACUGCGGUUUAUAUUUUCCAAGUGACCGCGUCGAAACAGUCGACAUCACCAGAUACCGGCCUGCUAAUGGCUCAUUCCUCUCUACGCUCGCCUUCGUCAAAGCGCUACACAGAUAUUUCGUGAAGCCCAACAUGACUCUGUCCAUCUCUGAUGUCGCUUUUGAUCCGCUUCUGUCCUCAAAGGCCAUGACAUGGCCGCCUUCCUGUAUAUCCGUACACGGGCUCCACUUACGCGACCUUGAUGGGCCCUCGGUCUCUGCUAUAUUGAGGCAUGUCGGCUGUGUUGCGGAGACAGGGUCUGUGACGCUCGAGCGAUGCGAGCUGGAUCCUCAGCAUCGUGAAAUCACCCAAGCUGCCAAUGUCACUCUUAUUGAAACGGGUCAAGAUCCGGCACUGGAGCCAAUUAUCCAGAAUUAGGGAGUUCAAACAGCUGUGGUCUAUUCCGCAAAGACUGCUACAUGAAAUAGUCGAAUGUUUGCGGGAGGCUCAUUCAAGUAGAAGCUUCUGAUGUAGACGAGUGAUAUGUAUUCCACGGUUAUGUAUACUGAAAACCUCCUCUACUUCCGCUGUCGCAUCUAUCUCAACCUCCCCCUCCUCUGCCGCAACCUCCCCCGCCUCCGCCACCUCCACCACAGCCUCCGCCCCCUGAACUACCACCGCCCCCGCAGGCCGUCCCCGCUCCUCCG